Molecule: messenger RNA, 780 nt
Organism: Hermetia illucens (black soldier fly)
Lineage: Eukaryota; Metazoa; Arthropoda; Insecta; Diptera; Stratiomyidae
Product: mitochondrial import inner membrane translocase subunit Tim22
Exons: 4
Coding region: 73-660 (195 amino acids)
Biological process (GO): protein insertion into mitochondrial inner membrane
Cellular component (GO): TIM22 mitochondrial import inner membrane insertion complex
Molecular function (GO): transmembrane protein transporter activity
Source: RefSeq, a predicted model, not a curated record
ACAUUUUCUAUCAAAUAACUUUUGGCUGCUAGUGGUGUUCGGAGUUGUUGUCAGUUUUGAUUCUGUAUUAAAAUGUCUCUGUUUCCAACGCCACCAACGCGGAAAACUGAUGAACGCCGUCGGGCAUUCUUUGAAAAUGAGGAGCUGGAUGAACUGGCAAAACAUUACAUUGGCAACUUCCAAAGAUACCGGGAGAACAUCAUAGUUCCAAGGAAUAUAGGACCUGUUAAAAUAAAAACGAAUGAAGAGAAGAUGAUAGAAGCUGCCAUGGAGAGUUGUGUAUUUAAAUCUGUAAUGGCGUGUGUACUAGGUUACGGUUUGGGAGCUGCUAUUGGUCUUUUCAGUUCGUCAGUUAAUCCAAACAUCGCUACACCAGGCAUGCCAGAAAAACAACAAACAGCUCGUGAAAUUUUCAGAGAAAUGCGAGCAACAACUCAUUCGUACGCGAAAAAUUUUGCUCUUAUUGGUGCCGUGUUCUCGGCGGUUGAAUGUGCAAUCGAGACUAGUCGGGGAGAGUCAGAUUGGAAGAAUGGUACAUAUGCUGGAGGAAUAACUGGUGGCCUGAUAGGUCUGAGGGCUGGGGUGAAAGCAGGAAUCCUUGGAGCGGCAGGUUUUGCAGCAUUUUCAACAGUCAUUGAUUACUACAUGCGGCAUCGGUAGAAUUCGGGUUAGCGUUUGAAUCAGUGUAGUUUUUAAUAAGUUGAAAUUGUAGCAGAUAUGUGUUAAUAUAUUAGGACUGUGACAGGUAAAAAAUUAAAUGUUGUAAUUGUCAGGAGCGAA